Phragmites australis (common reed) is the source of this 2008-nucleotide messenger RNA. Its product is annotated as translation initiation factor IF3-1, mitochondrial-like. The record is from RefSeq and is a predicted model, not a curated record. Gene Ontology annotation, biological process: ribosome disassembly; translational initiation. NCBI's taxonomy places the organism in Eukaryota, Viridiplantae, Streptophyta, Magnoliopsida, Poales, Poaceae. The transcript is spliced from 8 exons. Bases 63 to 1628 code for a protein of 521 amino acids. Gene Ontology annotation, molecular function: ribosome binding; translation initiation factor activity.
GCCCAACUACACCACACCACAUACAGAGGGAGCGACGGAGAGCCGGUGAGGGCAGCAGAACCAUGGCUCCCCCUCUCCGCCGCAGCAUGGCCAUGGGAUCCCUCGCACUCCGCUACGCCGCCUACCUCCGCCGCCCUCGCCCUCCUCUACCUCUACAGACUCUCGCCCCUCCCACGCCCAUCCGCCGCCCGCUCCCCGACCUCUCCCCGUGCCGACACUUGGCCGCGCCGCCUCAGGUCAAUAGGAAGAGCAAGGAGGAUGAGAACGAUGACAGCGUAGGUCCUCGCAUCAACAACGCCAUCACCUCUCCCUUUGUCAGAUUGGUCAACGAUCAAGGGCAUAGUGUUGUCCCCAGGCAUGAAGCUCUUCAGCUAGCUGCGAGGAUGGAGAUGGACUUAGUUGAGGUCCACAGAAAAUCAGAACCUCCUGUAUGCAAAAUCAUGGAUUUUCACAAAGAGAAGUACAAGAAAGAAGUGAAGGAGAAAGAACGAUUAAAAACCAAGUCUGCUAUUAUUUUACGUGGUGGGGAUAACAAAGAAGUGCGAUUUAAGGGGAAAACAGAACUAAAAGAUUUGAUGGUAAAAGCUGAUGCAAUCACCAGGUUAAUGGAGCGCGGUUACAGGGUGAAGUGCAUGGCCAUGCCCUCAGGUAACGAAGGAGAAGAUUUAGGAGGACCUCUAUCUCGGUUGUUAGGACUUAUACAAGAUGUCUGCAUCGUCGAAAGUGGUCCGCACUUGGACUCGAAGCAUGCAUAUGUUAUUGUUAGGCAUGUGAAGUUUGCAACAAAGAAAGGUGGAAAGAAAGCCAGCAAGGCGAUGGAAGAUGCAGGAAAAGGUACCCGUGGCACUCCCUCUGAAUCACAAGUUGCUGGUAAUGAUAAUGAAGACGAGACAACUGAAUGUGGUUCAGAAGCUGAUGAUCGGGCCAUCUCGGAUCAUGUUGACAAAACAGCUGCCUAUCUCUCCAGUGAAUCUUCCACCCAAAAGGAAGGGCAGGAUAGAGGGCUUAAAAGAGAGUUGAAUAGGUCGAAAUCCAACCGAGGGGCUGACCAUGGAAAAAUGCCCAAUAACAAUGCUGGGGGAAGCAGAAUCAAUCCUGGUCAGUGGGGACCACAAACCUCUGAACGAAGACUUGGUUCCAAGGAUGCAAAACCUGACAUGGAAAAGCGAGAGAAUAACAAUCAAGAUAAGGAACCUGGGGAAAUCAACAGGUACGCAGCUCGAAGACAGCCGAUAAGAGGAGGCAACCAAGGAUUGAGGCAAGGAAGGUCCCAACAAGAUAGAAGAAAUGAAAAUGAAGGCCAGUAUGCGGUGAAUGACCAUCAAAUACCUCUGGAACAGCAUAACCAAUCGUUGCCAAGGUUCAACCAAGAUAGAUUACCACAAGAUCCAAGGAACGAAAGGAGAGGUCAUUUUCCAUCGAACAACAACCAAAAACAAGCAGCAGGUGAUGAUUUAGGUAAUCCUAACCCAAAAACUAAGAGUUUUGGAAUCUUUAGUACUCUGAAACCUGCCUCAUCUGAGGUGAGGAAGACAAAUGGUGCAUGUACUAGUAAGCCUAAUCCUGACUUGCCGAAAAGCUAUGGGAUUUUUGGUUCUUCUAGGAGGGAAUCUGACAAUAAAAGUUGAUGAGAUGAGACAGACGAAUAGCAGUUCUACAGAACAUUUUGAAAUAAAUCCUAGUUGUAUGGUUGGAACUUGAAAUUUUGGUGGCAUCUCGAUUGGAUGUUUUAGUUAUUGUGGAUCACUGAGUUAGCCUCAGCACAUGGAUACCGACAUACCGUGAUGCAUGACUGGUGAGAAGCAAACUGUAAGGUCGAGAAAUAUUUUAUUCACUGCUUAAAUUGUUGGAAGAAUCAUAUGUAUUGAAACUUGGAGAGUAGCAUCUUAUAGCUUCCUAUUUGAUUAAAUGAUUGUCAUAAUCAUCUGUACAACAUAACCCUAUUCAAUGAUUUUUCUUUGGGGUCUUUUUCUGGCCUUCAGUGGAAAAGAAAAGGUCCAAUCUGGCA